Messenger RNA from Anguilla rostrata (American eel), 5209 nucleotides. RefSeq names its product SH3 and cysteine-rich domain-containing protein 2-like. Gene Ontology annotation, biological process: positive regulation of protein localization to plasma membrane; skeletal muscle contraction; positive regulation of voltage-gated calcium channel activity. Gene Ontology annotation, cellular component: extrinsic component of cytoplasmic side of plasma membrane. NCBI's taxonomy places the organism in Eukaryota, Metazoa, Chordata, Actinopteri, Anguilliformes, Anguillidae. Gene Ontology annotation, molecular function: protein binding. The record is from RefSeq and is a predicted model, not a curated record.
GGGGAGGGAGGAAGAGAGAGGCAGUUCACCAAUCAGCCGCAAAUGCGUCAACUGUGUUACAGCGGGGCUCACGCUUAAAUCAACCGCGAAGGUGCGCGUGUGGGCACAGGUGUAUACAUGCGUGGCCACUACAGCGCGUCACUUUGAAGGAGGACAGGGCGGAAGCGCAACGUUUGGGAAAGCGUAACCGUACCUACAUACCAGAGGUGGUAACCGCGAAAUAAAUCUACUUGGACUGUGGAGAAUUUUGGAAUUAUAAUAUUUAUUCUACCCUGUGUGCUAUCAAGAUUAUUGCACGCCUGUUACAACAUAUGUAUUUGGAUUACAGUGGCCAAUUUGCAGUUCCAAAGCGGAGAAGCGCACAAGAAACUGCGUCUUGAAAAGGGAAAACUUGCGGAUAAAACCAUUAUCUGCUGAAUACUGUCAUAAACCGAAAUAGCCCGAAUGCACUGCACAUAUUUUAAACCUCAGGAGUAGUCGGUGUGGAUUUUUUUUCUGUUCACCUCCUAAAAGCAGGGAAUACAAAGACCACCUCAUAGAGCCAUCGGCCCCUCUCCUGUUCACUACGUUCAAUUAACCUGCCCAAGAAAAGAAAAGAAAAAACUGAUGAUGACGGAAAACAGUGAAAAAGAGAAUGAACCACAGAACCGAGACCGCGAGAACUCGCAUGGCACGAUGUCCAUACAGCACGCUUCUAAGCUGCAGCGUCUGAAGCGCUCCCUGUCCUUUAAGACCAUCAUGCGCAGCCGGAGCGUGGACAACUUCUUCCAGCGGUCCAAUAGCGACGCCCGCCUCCCGACUCCUGCCCCCCCCCGCCUCCCCGCUCCUGCACCGCCGCGAGGUCCCCCUCUCCCCUCGCCCUCCCUCAGCCCCAACCCGUCCCUGUGCUCCCGCUCCCCCACCCUGGCCUCCUCCCCCUCGCUCUCCGCCAAGCCCGCCCCCCAGGCCCGUCCCGUGGUCACGCACUGCUUCCUGGAGCACGUGUUCCGCCGGCCCACUUCCUGUCAGCUAUGCAAGCACGCCAUCGUCGGAAACUCCAAACAAGGCCUACGCUGCAAAACCUGCAAGAUGGGCGCUCACCUCUGGUGUUCCUCCGAACUGUCCCAGCAGCCCUGCAACGGCAAGUCUGGGGUGUUCAAGCGGAACUUCAGUUCCCCGAUGCUUAUAAAUGACCAGUUGGGUGCCGUCCAGGAAGCUCCCGCCCCCAAAGACCCCGGGAGGGCGCGUGUGGACCCGGUGUAUGAGGCCCUGCGCUACGGGACGUCCCUGGCACAGAUGAGCCGCUCCAGCUUCGGCAGCGUCUCCGAAUCGCCCACCCGCAGCAUGGGUGAGGGAGGAGAGGGAGGAGAGGACAGAGAGGGAGGAGAGGACAGAGAGGACAGAGAGGACAGAGAGGACAGAGAGGAAGGCCAGCCCAGCGCUGAGGAAGACAGCGGCAGUCUGGAUCUCGGAGAUCUCCCGGUCACUGAGAUUGAGAAAGUGGAGCCAGAGGACGGGAUCAGCAGCCAGAAGGUUCCCAAACGGAUUGAGGUUCACUCAAUCCAUACUUACGUUGCACUGUAUAAGUUUCUGCCACAGGAGCAGAAUGACCUGGAACUACAACCAGGGGACCGUGUGCAGGUCACAGAUGACUCAAAUGAAGAGUGGUGGAAGGGGAAGUGCGGAGAUAAGGUGGGGUUUUUCCCCGCAAACUUUGUGCAGAGAGUGCGCCCCGGGGAGAGGGUGUGGCGGGUCACCCAGGGUAGCCAAGGAAACCGAGAGACAGGUCACAUGGCCGUGAAAGAGUCUCAGAUCUGUGUGGGUAAGAGUGAGGACAGUAAUGGCUGUAUGAAGCUGAGCAGUGGGAAGAAGAGAGGUCUGGUCCCCUGUGACUCCCUGGAGGAGAUAUGAGCUUCUUAUGACCCCCUUUUCACCUCCCCCCUCACCCCCUCACCCCCUGCCCCCUAUUCCCUGCCCCACCCCCAGGAGGGGCGUUGUCCCACCAUGCCCCAAGAAGAAGAGGCUGAGCACGGAUGGAGCAGCUCAAACCCCAAACUUUUAUCCCUGACCUUAAGCCCCUCCCAUAAUCACAGAAGGGUUGGCCAGCUACGCUUCCUCACAAAUCGCUCGACCCCAGAUUCACCUCUGAUUUUUGGCCCAGGGCUGCUGGAUCACAUGACACUCUCCCCCAAUGGGACAGACGCUCAGGCGGACCUCUCACCCUGCUUCCCCAAUCCUGGACCUGAAGGAGGGGACAUUCACAGUUUUGUUUUGCUCUGCCUACAUGUGUGGGCGGGGCCUAGCCAGGUAGGGGCUGGAGGACAGGGGAAGAGAGGACAGAACGGAGGAGGGAGGGAGCAUGUGUGUGUGUGUGCGUGUGUGUGGGUGUUGUGUCAUGUCUUGCCCCACUCUGCUGCACUCUGGGUCCCUGUAUUAGGAUUAAGUUCAUCUUCAUUCAGCCCUGUGGUUCUUCAGUCAGACCCCCAUUCCGGCUCUGUUUCCUCAUGCCCUGUAAGGUUCAAACCUGGAGAGUAUGCCAAACCCUGCCCGUCAAUAUUCAGCACACCGUGCAGCCAGACACGAGGACCACACAUGAUCAUGGGGUCCACCCGCAAUGCUCACUCCUCUAUUCAACAAUCUAACUGCAAUGAGCCUUUUCUGUGAGUAACAGGCCUUGGGUUUAAUUUCUUUUCUUUUUACACAAUGUCAGGAGAUCAGCAGUUGGUGAAAUCAAUGAAACUUGUUGCAGUAAUUUACUAAAGUGCACUGCAGCUAAGCUGAACAGAAGCCAUACUCAGUUCCUGAGAACAUGAGGCAUGCAGGUCAGGGAUGAUACGAGAUAGAUGAAAAUAUCCUGGUCUCAAUCAAACACAGAUCAAUAUGUGAAUAUGUGAAUAUAGCAGUGACCUCCGGAACAACUUUGAAUUUUCCUCGGGGAUUGAACGGACACGGGGUCUGAUCGUCGAUAUUCCUGCCCGACGGAACUUCAGGGCUGGAGUGGAAACGAUGGAGGAACAUGCCCAGGUGCCCGUACGGCAGGUGGGGGGCCCGGUUUCUGGGGCCCGGUUGCCGGGGCCCGGUUGCUAGGUUUUUGAGAAAGGGAGGGGCAGUGUGGGGCGGGGCAGUGUUUUAAAUAGACUGCUUCUGUCAUGAUCAGUAAAGGGGUCCUCGUGGGGGAAGGGGGGGUGGGUGUGAGGAGAAGGUGUCUGUAGGUGCAGGAUUUGAGAGAGGGGAGGGAGGGAGGGAGGUGGGCGUGUGCUUCACAACAGGGUGGAGUCACCUGACAGAGACUUAAGGACUCCAGUGCUCUGGAGGCUGGUUGGGCGUAGUAGUCACAGCACUUAUUAGUCAUUCCGGGUUUUGGCAAGUGGUAAGCAGACAGGGGGUCCCUAAGUCCUGCUCAUGGUGCUAAAAUCCAUUCUCUCUGCUUUGGAAUGGCAGUUAUAUUAGACCAGAGUCUGCAACCUGGGUACUGGAGAACCACAGGGUCUGCUGGUUUCCACUUUUACUCAGGACAUACUGAUAAAUGAAAGCAGCUGGUUGUACUCUAAACUCACCUCACCUGGUUCUUGGGUCUUAACUGGCUGACAGACAGACAGAGAGAUACAGAGAAAAAGAUAGACAGAGAGAGAUUCAGAGACACAGAGAAAGAUGCAGAGACAUAGAGAAAUAGAGAGAUAAAGAAAUAUAAAGACAGAGAGAUACAGGGAAGAUGGAGAGAGCUCUUGGAUGAGACUGAAACAGUGAAUAGACCACCCUCCCCCGGUCUGUCCCUUCCCAGGGAGCACUGCUUGGGCCGUCCUUCCGGAUGCUUCCUUACGAGGGCAGAGCUCCCCCUGUCAGCGUCCGUGUCCGAGUCCUCUCUUUUCACCGUUCUCACUCCGGGACACACACGGCCCCGCAUCACCGGUUUCAUUUUUACAGCGAGAUUUGAAAAUGGACGGAUCAAAAUCGAGUCUGUAUCUUAAGCCCCCGCACUGCUGGAGAGGCAGGGUAAGGGGCAGGAGAAAUGGAUGCCCGCUGUCCCGGUUUCCCUGUCUCGCAAAUCUCAACUCCACCGAUACACUAGGUUCUACCGCUGAAGAACCGACUGAAAAACCGAACAGCCGGAUAACUCUUCUGAUAAUCUACCGAGUGUGUGCUGUUAUGCUGUGUAAUUCCUGCAAUAAAUGACCACCCCCCACCCCACCCACUCCCCCCCUCACCUCAUCGGCAGUGCAUGUGCAUUGUGUCCCCAUAGUUGAGCUAGGCAUUGUGGGUAGCCCUGAUGCUCAAAGUCUUGUGACUCUUACUUGUCUGUUUCAGUGAUAUUUGUGUUCAACCCAAGAUGUGAAAACAGGCGGGAAAAUGUUAGAGAAGGGGUUGUGCAGGGGGGUAUCCUCUCUUGCGAGCCAAAAUGUGAAAAUUUUAAAAACCCAAACCUUCUUCUGGGUGAAUAAUUUGUUGCUGGAUAGCUGUCCAUCUAAAUGUCUGUUGGAAAUAGAACAUUAUUUAUUUUAUUUUUUCAUUGUUCAUAUGCUGGAACAGCAAUAACAGCCUAUGUGUAGCACCUUCUAUGGCAGUGUUUCUCCACCCGGUCCCAGGGGUCCCGCUACGUAUGCUGGUUUUUUUGUCAAAGCCUAUCUACUGAUCAAUACGUAUGUUUAAGUUAUUCCAUAAUUGUGUGCUGUAAGUAAACUCCUUUCAUUUUACGCAUUUGGUUUCAGGUUUUCCACACUCUCUGCCAACAGGACCCAGCUAAUUUCACCUGUCAAUUUGUCACUGAAUCAAUUCAAAAUGGAAGCUCUUUCAAUUGGAAUUAUCUGCCAUAUAGCACAUACAUCACUGUAAAUUGAAGCACAAGUUGGUCUGACCGGUUGAAAUUCCUGGGAUGUGAAUAUGGGACAUUUAGUUUUUACUGCAUACAUAGCUAUUUCUAGUGUAAUGUGGCUUUUAAGAGGAUAAAUCAUCUUUGAGUAGAUGUAAAAAGUCUCAUUAAGUACAGUUAGCUGCUCAUUACAGUACUGAGCUCGUUACUAUGGUUGGAACAAAAAUUAGCAUGCACAGUGGUCACCCAGGACCAGGGCUGAGAAACACUGUUCUAUAGACCAUGAAUUUGCAACAUAAUGUAAUGUACAUAGUGGAUAAAUCUCAUGCAUCUGUUAUUUUCUGUGUGGCUUGCAGACUGUGUGCACAGGCAGACUUCUGCUGGCUCGAAUAAACCUUGGGAAACCCCGCUGUGUCUCACAAA